AUGUGCGAUCUGGGCCUCAACUACUGGCAUCAUGACGUAUUUGAAAGGCCCUCGACAUUGAUCGGGCAAUUCCCUAUUCCUCCUGGCCCUGGGGAUGAACAGCUCUCGACCACCAUCAAUACCCUCGACGGCCGAUUCCCGGGUCACUGGCUACACACCGCGCCCAUGGAGCCCUACACGAACCAAGGGAGCCCCGUCAAUGACACUGGCGAGUUCCGCGCAAAGUACCUGGAAAAGUGGUGGAAGUUCCAGGACAUGUCGAUCUACCUGGUCGAUCCCAAGCUCUUCAUGGCCGGGUACGAGAGAGGAGUUCGGUCCCAACACUUUUCUCAGUUCGCCCUUGACGCCCUCAUAGCUUGUGCGCUACGCCUUGACAAAGACGAGUCGGUCCGGAGACUGGGUCGCUCGUAUGCCGAGCGGGCCAAAAAGCAGCUUAUCAAGGAGUUGGAAAGUCCCAUCAUGUCCACCAUCCACGGCUUCUGUCUGCUUAGUGACUACGAGUGUACCAACGGGAGCGAGAAUUUGGGGUGGAUCUACGUUGGUAUCGCAUGCCGUCUCAUAGUGGACUUGGGUCUGCAUCAAGACUGCACGGAACUGGUCGACUCCGGCAUCAUCUCCAAAGACGACGCCAUUGCUCGACAACGCAUGACGUACGGCACUUUUGUGUACGAACAAGUCUGGAGCGUUUUUCUGGGCCGCCCCUCGUCCCUGAAGGCCUCGAACAUUCUCAUCGCGUGGAUGUCGUGCGGUUACUCCGAGUACCAAGAGCAUUUACUGAACGCGUGGGUCGACCUGUCCAGUCUGGUGAGGAAGAUGGUCAACGCGUGUAAUCGGAUCAAACUGGACCACGAGAAGGCGCUGAGAAAGUGCAAACAGCUCGACGAGGCCAUCACGAGAUGGGAGACGUCUUUGCCUCCGGACCUGCGAUGGACCGAAAAGGACCCGACCUGCUGGCCACCCUCUCUGUGUGUGCUGUACAUGCAAUUCUGCAACGUCCAGAUCCUCCUCCACCGGACCGUCAGCUCUUGCCAACACUUGUACGCGUCUUCUUCUGGAGUGGCAGGCCGGAAUUCUGGGGAGUGGCCGUACAGCCGAGAGCAGUCGCAGCGGAUCAUGCACGAGAACGCCGUGAAUAUUGCACAGACGCUGGAAAUCCGCCGUCUCGCCUUUGAAGACUGGGGGUUCGCGACGCUCAUGCUGGACAUCAUCUUCACCACGGCGAGCACGCUGAUCACGAGCAUGGCGUCCAACGACAACCACGCCAGCGGGCUGAGAGACCACAAGUGGUUGAUUUGCAUCCUCGAAGUCUGCGAGUGCUUGCAGGUGCACUACCCGGUCGUCAAGCGCAUGAUCACCGUGCUCAACUCGCUGUUGGAGAGCACGGGUCUCGACAAAUUCAUCUGGCGAGGUCCGGCGGCCAAGAACGGCGGCGGCGGCGGCAGUGGCCAGAAUGAAACCGCCACGCCGACAGCAAAGGACCAGAGAACACUGAGCCAUUCGAGCGGGAGAGCCGCGCCGUUUGACCCAACCCGCUGGUGCGAGCCGGUGAUAUCAUCCUCGCCGGACCACACCCUUGUGGCCGGCUCGGAUGUCUCAGUGGCACCAGCACCAGCGGGCCAGCAGCCGUCUUCCACAGCUGACGUCCAACACGGACCAGGGAUGAGCGACACCGUAGCUUGUAACCCGUGGUUCCAGACUGACCACGGCGGAGAGCCCUGCACGUUUGGAUUCCUCGAAGUCGUCUCACCCCUGAACUGGGGGAUGACCACUACCGAAGCCGUCCUUCUUUAG
Messenger RNA from Fonsecaea pedrosoi CBS 271.37, 1791 nucleotides. RefSeq lists its product as uncharacterized. Gene Ontology annotation, molecular function: DNA binding; zinc ion binding. Bases 1 to 1791 code for a protein of 596 amino acids. Gene Ontology annotation, biological process: DNA-templated transcription. The record is from RefSeq and is a predicted model, not a curated record. The transcript has 2 exons. NCBI's taxonomy places the organism in Eukaryota, Fungi, Ascomycota, Eurotiomycetes, Chaetothyriales, Herpotrichiellaceae.